This is a messenger RNA of Ascoidea rubescens DSM 1968, 1299 nucleotides long. Its product is annotated as glycoside hydrolase family 5 protein. Lineage: Eukaryota; Fungi; Ascomycota; Saccharomycetes; Ascoideales; Ascoideaceae. Gene Ontology annotation, molecular function: glucan exo-1,3-beta-glucosidase activity. Bases 1 to 1299 code for a protein of 432 amino acids. The record is from RefSeq and is a predicted model, not a curated record. Gene Ontology annotation, cellular component: cell surface; extracellular region. The transcript has a single exon. Gene Ontology annotation, biological process: glucan catabolic process.
AUGAAAAGAGAAGUGACUCAGCGAUUUCAAGUAAAUUCAACAAAAGAAAAUAACGAGUAUAAUAUCUCUUAUCAAUAUUACCAGGAUAAUUAUGAUAACUUCAAUAACUUUGAUAGCUUCGAUAGCUUUGAUAGCUUUGGUAAUUCUGGUAAUUUUAAUACUGUUGACAAUGAAGUAUAUGAUUAUUCAAAAGAUAACCCAAUACGAGGUGUUAAUAUUGGAGGUUGGUUACUUGUGGAGAAAUUCAUAAAUACACAACUUUUCUCAAGAAAUAAUUUUCCGUAUAGUAUACCUAGAGAUGAGUUUCAUUUUUGUCAAGAAUUAGGUCAGACUAGUUGCGGUGAACUUCUUGAAGCUCAUUAUGCAACAUUUAUAACUGAAGAUGAUUUUAGACAAAUGAAGGAAUAUGGCGUUAAUCUUGUUCGUAUUCCAAUUGGAUAUUGGGCAUUUGAAAAGUUAGACAAUGACCCUUAUUACAAAGGCAGCCAGGAAAUUUAUCUUGAAAAAGCACUAUCAUGGUCAAGAACUUAUGGAUUGAAAGCUUGGAUAGAUUUUCAUGGUGCACCAGGGUCGCAAAAUGGUUUUGAUAACUCAGGUUGUGCUGACCUUUACGAAUUUUCGACUAAAAACAACACAAACACUUCAAAAUUAAUUCUAAAACGAAUAUUUGAGAAAUAUGGCAGCCAUGCUUAUAGCGAUGUUGUUGCUGGUAUUGAGUUGUUGAAUGAACCAAUAAUUUCGGAGCAAUCCAUGAGCGAAGACCACCUUAAAGCUUUUUAUAGUGAUGUUUAUGGAAUUUUAAGAAACAAAACAGAUGGUAUUAAUAACAUAAUAUUACACGAUGCUUACAAGUACCUAGGGUUUUGGAAUGAUUUUAUGAAUGAUGAGACGUCCUACACUAAUAUUGUUUUUGACAGUCAUUUUUAUCUAUUAUUUGAUGAUAUUUACAAAACAAUGCCCUACAAUAAAAAACUAAAUAAAAUCUGUUCUUGGGGGGAUGAUUUAAAAAAAGUCACCACUCAUAAAUAUGUUGCUGGUGAGUUUACUGCUGCUUGGGACACCGAUGAAAACUCAUUGUACAACCAAGAAUUUUAUUAUUGGACUGAUAAUAUGAAAAUAAAAACUAGAAAGCUUAUUGAAAAUCAGUUAAAUGCUUUCGAAUAUGGUGGUUAUGGUUGGAUAUUUUGGAACUGGAAAAUGGACAGCUCAGUUCAGUGGAGCAUGCAAGACUUGGUAAAAUAUGGUUUAUUUCCUCAACCAUUCACUGAUAGGAAAUACGAUUCCAACUGUGUCUUUUAA